Chroicocephalus ridibundus (black-headed gull) is the source of this 2639-nucleotide messenger RNA. RefSeq names its product Indian hedgehog signaling molecule (gene IHH). Gene Ontology annotation, biological process: multicellular organism development; protein autoprocessing; regulation of gene expression. Lineage: Eukaryota; Metazoa; Chordata; Aves; Charadriiformes; Laridae. The transcript has 3 exons. Gene Ontology annotation, molecular function: patched binding; calcium ion binding. Bases 51 to 1277 code for a protein of 408 amino acids. The record is from RefSeq and is a predicted model, not a curated record.
CCCCCGGAGCCGCCGGUCCCCCGGGCCGCCCCGGGGCCGCCGGGCGCGCCAUGAAGCCGGCGCGGCUGCUGCUGCUGCUGAGCGGGUGCGCGCUGCUGCUGGCGCCGGCCGUGCGCGGCUGCGGGCCGGGCAGGGUGGUGGGCAGCCGCCGCCGCCCGCCCCGCAAGCUCAUCCCCCUCGCCUACAAGCAGUUCAGCCCCAACGUCCCCGAGAAGACGCUGGGGGCCAGCGGCCGCUACGAGGGCAAGAUCGCGCGUAACUCGGAGCGCUUCAAGGAGCUCACGCCCAACUACAACCCCGACAUCAUCUUCAAGGACGAGGAGAACACCGGCGCCGACCGGCUCAUGACCCAGCGCUGCAAGGACCGCUUGAAUUCCCUGGCCAUCUCUGUCAUGAAUCAGUGGCCGGGGGUGAAGCUGCGGGUGACAGAGGGCUGGGACGAGGACGGGCACCACUCAGAGGAGUCUCUGCAUUACGAGGGCCGAGCUGUGGACAUCACGACCUCAGACCGGGACCGCAACAAGUACGGCAUGCUGGCUCGCCUGGCCGUGGAGGCUGGCUUCGACUGGGUCUACUACGAGUCCAAGGCGCACAUCCACUGCUCCGUCAAGUCAGAGCACUCAGCCGCUGCGAAGACGGGGGGCUGCUUCCCCGGGCGGGCGCUGGCGACGCUGGAGGACGGUGCCCAGACGCCACUGUGGGCGCUGCGCCCGGGUCAGCGGGUGCUGGCGAUGGACGGAGCAGGCAGGCCCACCUACAGCGACUUCUUGGCUUUCCUGGACAAGGAGCCCCGCGCCCUCACCUCCUUCCACGUCAUCGAGACGCGGGAGCCCCCCCGGCGCCUGGCCCUGACGCCCACCCACCUGCUCUUCGUGGCUGAGAAUGCCUCGGCGCCCGCCACCCACUUCCAUCCCACCUUCGCCAGCCGUGUGCGCCCCGGACAUUUCGUGCUGGUGGCGGUGGGGGGAGGUGGUUUGCAGCCCGCUGAGGUGGUAGGGGUGCAGGACCGGAGGGAUGUGGGAGCCUACGCCCCGCUGACGCGCCACGGGACGCUGGUGGUGGAUGGCGUGGUGGCCUCAUGCUUCGCCCUGGUGCAGGAGCAACAUCUGGCGCAGCUGGCCUUCUGGCCGCUCCGGCUCUACCACAGCCUGGUGGGGUGGUCAGGGGUGCAGGGGGACGGGGUGCACUGGUACUCGGGGCUGCUCUACCGCCUGGGCAGGCUGCUCCUGCCCCCCGACAGCUUCCACCCCCUGGGGGUACCCCAGGCAGAGAGCUGAGGGUGCACCCCGGCCGGCACUGCUGGCGGAGGCGGUGGCUGUGGGGUGGCUCAGUGGGGGCCAGCAUCCCCUCCCAAAGCUGGGUGCUCAUGGGGAGCUGCCUCCAGCCCUGCCUGCUCGGGGCACAGCCACCUCCCAGUUAGGGGGCACUGGGGCUCCCCGGUGUGCCUCCUCCAUGCCCACCGCCCCCUCCUCACCCCCUGUUCCUGGGGGCAAGGGGGGAGGCAGGAAGGGUCCCCCCUUGGACAUGGGGGUGCUCCCGGCUGGAUCCACAUGCUGCUAUUUGUGUGUGUGCGUGUGAUGUGCGUGUGCGUGUGCAGAAUUAGCUAACGAUGGAGGUCUGAUAGACGAGGGAGAGCAGGGAGAGGAGAGAGCCCUUGGCUGCAGGCUGCUCCCGCAGGGCUCCCAGCCUGCCUGCACCCGCGGGGGAGGAUUUGGGAACGGGGACCCAGUGCCAUUUUCUGAGCAGCCCGGGCAGGAGGGUGGGUGAUGCCAUUCCCACCCCUGGGAGGUGGCAGCUGGCAGGAGGGUGACCCAGGUACUGGGACUGUGCCUUGCCUUUAGCCCUGGAUGAGGGUAUAGCAGGGCAUCAAAACCAGCCCCUGUGUGCCUGGGGGGCACAGACAGAGCUGGAGGGUCUGGCAUGGCUCUGGCGCAAGACCCAUGACUUGAUGGCACAAGUGACGCUGGAGCCAGAGGCUGGGGAGCAGGACCCCGUGCUUUGCCCAAAGCCAGCACCGUAGCCACCCAGCUGGGCAUGCCCGUGGGGACACCGUGACAGCACUGGGAGCUCUGGCUGGCAAGAGGAGGCUGGGGAGGCAGGCGUGUGGGCAGCAGGGUGCGAGUGCCAGCCGGGCAUGGGCACGCACUGGGUGGGAGCAGGGGUGGGGAGAGCCAGGGCUGCAACCCCAGCCUGCUGGAGCCAGGGAAGGAAAGCGUCUGGGGAGAAAGCGCUCCCACCCUUGCCUUCCCAGCAUCCUGUCCUGAGCUGGCUCAGCCCAAAGCCAGGCUUUUCCCACCCCAAAGCUAAAAAACUCCCCAUGCUCCAGACCCUGCCUUGGCCUCACCUCCCCGGCCUCCCCAGCACCCCGAACCCUCAGGGUAACUCAUUGCUGCUCACCCACUCCUGGGACCCUGGCGGGGCGGGUUCCCAUCAGAGCUGCAGCCACACAACUCCCCCCCAAAUCCUAGCUAGAGCCUCAGCCUCCCCCUGCUCCACAUUAGCGGAGGUGAGGGGGCUGGGGGGGGCUGUUGUGACCCGCAUCCCCCCUGCAGCAUCACGCGUCUUUAUUUAUUUAUCUGCUCUUUGUAUGUACCAUAGAUGGGAGGCAGCGUGGGCGAUUGCAGGGUGAGAUGGGAGCG